AUGCCGCAUGCAGAUCGCCCUCCCAAGCUUGACAAGCAGCAGCGCGCGAAGUUCAACUCGAUGGGCAAGCGGGACGCGCUGUUGCUGAUUCAGAGUAUCCUGACGAUGAACGCGACAACGAAUGGCUUCCUGCAUCUCGCGAAGGACAUCCUGGACUUGGUGGCGAAGGAGGCCAUGAAGCAUAAUGCCGUCGAGGAGGCAAGCUCGGAAUCCGCGCACCGACGUCUGGAGCGGGUGCUAGUCCGCAUGCCCUUUCACCAGCUCGCCCUUCUCUCUGUCUCAAAGGCAAAUCGUGCCGAGUUCGGUGAAGUCAUGGUGCCAUGCAUCGAGAAGCUCACCGAUGAUCUUGAAACAGCGCGGAACAUCGAUUUGAAGGUUUGA
Molecule: messenger RNA, 381 nt
Organism: Symbiodinium sp. CCMP2456
Lineage: Eukaryota; Dinophyceae; Suessiales; Symbiodiniaceae
Source: the annotation of a GenBank genome assembly